Messenger RNA from Oncorhynchus kisutch (coho salmon), 5212 nucleotides. RefSeq names its product zinc finger CCCH domain-containing protein 18. Bases 177 to 4355 code for a protein of 1392 amino acids. Lineage: Eukaryota; Metazoa; Chordata; Actinopteri; Salmoniformes; Salmonidae. The transcript is spliced from 20 exons. The record is from RefSeq and is a predicted model, not a curated record. Gene Ontology annotation, molecular function: metal ion binding; RNA binding. Gene Ontology annotation, cellular component: precatalytic spliceosome.
UGCAAUGGCCGCUCUCACUGUAUCGUGUAGGUUUUUUUUAUUUCCUCCAGCAUAGCAGAUAAAUAACCAUACCAUUAUUUAUUGUAGAGCCUCAGACAAAGAGGAAGAGAGACGGGGUUGUUCUUAACGCCGCCUGUCUUCAACGAGGUUCAGGUUGGAAAGUGGAUCAUUCUCCAAUGGACACCCCUGAGAGUCCCACCCAGUCUCCUGAAAGCCCCAACCAAUCACCCCAGUCCCCAGAGGAAGAGAGGGGAAUUUCUGACAGUGAGUUCCUGGCAUCCCCCGAGGAGGACAGGCUGCUCUCUGACAGUGAGCUGCUGAAUGAUGAAGACAACGGUGGUUUAGACGAAGAGGGUGGUGAGGGUGGGGACUCUGAGCUGGAUGAUGACGAAGAUGGGGGGGUAGUUCAGGAGCGUAUAUCUGACCCAGAGGAUGAUGAAGCUGAUGGGGAAGGUGGAAGGGAUAGGCAUACUAUUCUAGAACAGGAGCAGGAGGAGUCAGUGGGGAUGGUGAUGAUGGGACAGGAGCGACAGGAAAGCCAAUCAGAUGAGGAGGAGGACCGGAUCAGCCAAACUCCUAAGUCCCCUGAUUCUGAGCCAGAGCAGGAGAGGUCAUCCCCUUUAGCUGAGGAGAUGUCCAGCCAUGAGAAGGAAGAUGAGAGUGGGGAACCAUCUGUGAAGCUGCCAGUGGAGACAGCAGAAGUAGAUGAUGAAGAGGAGGAAGAGAGACUGAGGAGGAGGAGGGUGGUGGUGAAUCAGAUGAAGGAGGAGUUGUCGUCUGUGUCCAGAGAGCUUGAUGAGCAUGAGCUGGACUAUGACGAGGAGGUUCCUGAGGAGCCCAAUGUUCUAGCGCCUGAAGAAGAUGACGAGGUGGAGAAAGGACCCAGAGAAGUGGAUGAGAAAGAGGACAAGAGCGUCAAAAAGAAAGAGAAGAUACCAAUCCUUCCUCCAUCCCCGAAAGACGGUCCACCUAAGAAGCCUGAAGAGUCCAGGGCUCAGGACAGAGGAAGGAGAGAUUCCUUUCGUGACAAAAAGGACGAGGAUGAUGGAGAGAUUGAUGAGGGAGAAAUAGAUGAUGAUGACCUGGAGGAGGGAGAGGUGAAGGACCCCAUGGACAGGAAGGUCAGACCCAGGCCCGUCUGCAGGUUCUUCAUGAAAGGUAACUGCACAUGGAGUAUGAAUUGUAGGUUCAUCCAUCCAGGGGUCAACGACAAGGGCAACUACUCUCUCAUCUCCAAGCCAGACCCCUUCUCUCCCAACGGGGCACCACCUGGAGCACCCCACCCUCUCAUUCCUGGAAGCAACCCCUGGGGUGGACCUGCUGUUGAGGAGCUCCCUCCACCCCCUCCUCCAGUGGAGCCUCCUGUGGAGAGUGCCUGGGAGAGGGGUCUGAGACAUGCCAAAGAGGUGUUGAAAAAAGCUACCAUACGCAAAGAGCAGGAGCCAGACUUUGAGGAGAAGCGCUUUAACGUGACCAUUGGAGAGGAUGAGCGAGACUUUGACAAGGAGAAUGAUUUCUUUAGGGAACGCAGCUACCGCAUCACCAGAGAAAUCAGAGACCCGGGUGACUUGGAGUUCAGAGACCCAGUCUAUCCUAAUGACCCUUAUGCUGAUCCAUACUAUGACUAUGAGAUGGAGGCCUUCUGGAGAGGGGGACAGUAUGAGAACUUCAGAGUGCAGUACACAGAGACCCCUCUGCCCUACCACUACAGUGAGCGUGAACGUGAGCGGGACCCGCGAGAGCGCCAUCGUGACCGUGAGCGGGACCACCGCGAGCGAGAACGCCGGCAGAGAGAACGCGAGAGGGAAAGAGAGAGGGAGCGAGAGAAGGAGAGAAUGCGCAGAAAGGAGGAGUGGGAGAGGGAUCGCAUGAAGCGUGAUGAGAAGGAGAGGCCCGUCAGGGAGCGGCCUCCACGUGAACCUCGGGAGAAGAAGGAGGGGGAGGACAAGCAGCCUAAAGGUCCCCCCAGGUCCCCCAUCGAUACCAACAUGCCCCCCAAUCGGCCGAUGAUGGAGCCGCCUCUCAAAACAGAGCUGAUGCCCAUGUCCAAGCGGCCAGAUGAGUGGAAGGACCCCUGGCGCCGGUCUAAAUCCCCCAGGACACGUCCGGGCAUGUCCGGGUCACCACCGCGCGGCCGCCGGCGUCACCGGCCCUCUGGAUCCUCUGUCUCACUGUCCAACUCCUCUAGGUCUUCGUCCCGCUCUUCCUCCUACACAGGCUCCGGAUCAUCCCGGUCUCGCUCUCGCACCUCGUCCUUCAGCUCGUACUCCAGCCACUCCUCCCAGCACAGCUCCUUCAGCGGCAGCCGCUCCAGGUCCAGAUCGUUCUCCUCGUCUCCCUCUCCGACCCCUUCAACACAGAGAAACGCCAAGAAUAAAGCAGCGGCCCCAUUGGCCCUAGGGCCCAAAGGCAUCCCGUCGAAACCUGGUGCGCCUUCCCCUCCUGGUAGGGAGAAGGCUCCCCCCAAGAAGGCUCCAAGCCCACCACUGCCAGGCCAGCCUGGGAAACCCCCCAAACCCACCCUAGAGGGGGCUAAGCCUGGCAACUCCCGCGAGCCCCGUGAGGUGGGCCGACCCAUGCUGCCUCAGGAGGUGGGCCGACCCAUGCCGCCUCAGGAGGGGGGCCGACCCAUGCCCCCUCGGGAGGGGGGCCGACCCGUGCCGCCUCGGGAGGGUCAGGGGGGCCGACCCGUGCCGCCUCGGGAGGGUCAGGGGGGCCGACCCGUGCCGCCUCGGGAGGGUCAGGGGGGCCGACCCGUGCCACCUCGGGAGGGUCAGGGGGGCCGACCCAUGCCACCUCGGGAGGGGGGCCGACCCAUGCCGCCUCGGGAGGGCCAGGGGGGCCGACCCAUGCCACCUCGGGAUGGUCAGGGGGGCCGACCCAUGCCGCCUCGGGAUGGUCAGGGGGGCCGACCCAUGCCGCCUCGGGAGGGGGGCCGACCCAUGCCGCCUCGGGAGGGGGGCCGACCCAUGCCGCCUCGGGAGGGGGGCCGACCCAUGCCGCCUCGGGAGAGGGGCCGACCCAUGCCGCCUCGGGAAGGGGGCCGACCCAUGCCGCCUCGGGAUGGUGGCCGACCCAUGCCUCCUCGGGAGGGGGGCCGACCCGUGCCUCCUCGGGAGGGGGGCCGACCCGUGCCUCCUCGGGAGGGGGGCCGACCCGUGCCUCCUCGGGAGGGGGGCCGACCCAUGCCUCCUCGAGAUGGAGGCCGAGCCAUGCCGCCUCGGGAGGGGGGCCGAGCCAUGCCGCCUCGGGAGGGGGGCCGAGCCAUGCCGCCUCGGGAGGGGGGCCGACCCAUGCCUCCUCGGGAGGGGGGCCGACCCAUGUCACCUCGGGAGGGGGGCAAACCCCUCAACCUGCGGGAGGGCCGACGGAAGGAGCGGCAGCAGCACAAUCCACCCAGGAGGCAGACGGUCAGUGGCAGUGUGAGUGGCAGUAGUUACUCUGGCUCCAGCUCUCGCUCAAGAUCCCAUUCCUCCUCUGCAACCAUCUCACCUUCCGGGUCCAAGAAGUCCAGAAAAUCCAGGUCUCUGAGUGUGAGCAGUGUGUCUAGCGUGUCCUCGGCCUCCAGCAGCAGCUCUGUGAGGAGCGCUGACUCAGAUGACAUGUACGCCGACCUGGCCAGCCCUGUGUCGUCAGCCAGCUCCCGCUCCCCAACCCCAGGACACCCCCAUGCACGCAAGGAGAGGGGCCCCCCACGGGACAGGGGCCCCAACAAGGACAAAGGGAAGCCCACUAAGAAAGAUGAGCCCCAUCCCCCCAGGGAGGACCGGAGGAAGAUGGAUCCCUCAGGCCUCCCUCCCAGAAACACUCACGGUCCCAUGCCCAGGUCUGGGCCUGGCAGCAGGGGCCAUGGUCCUGGAGGGCACCCCAUGCACCCGCCGCAUGGACCUCCCAUGGGUCCCCCUGGAGGUUACGGCCAGCACAAAGACAUCAAACUCACGCUCCUCAACAAGCAGCAGGCAGAGCGGGGUAACAGGAAGCGAUACAUGCCUUCAGACAAGGACAGGCCGACCUCUCCCCUCAGCAAGAGGAUAGCAAUGUCUCCUGAGAGAGGUCGUGGUGACAGGAGGAUGCCUGGACGGCCCCCACUCUCUCCUAGAAUGGACCGGCCCAGAGGCCAGGGCCCUCGUCCCAUGCCCCCACCGGGAGAAAGAAAACGUCCUUUGUCCCCACCACCCAAGUCGUCCGGGAAAGGUCCAGGGGGGUUGUCAUCGGGCUCAGGUAAGCAGCCCCCAGGCGGCCCGGGCUCAGCCAAGCCUAGCAGCACACUGUCCCGCCGUGAGGAGCUGCUGAAACAGCUUAAAGCUGUGGAGGACGCCAUCGCCCGCAAGAGGGCCAAGAUCCCUGGGAAAUAACCCUCACCCUGCUCGCCCGCCUGUCUGCCCAAGUCACCCAGGCAACUACAAGCAUCAAGGGACAUAAAAUCACCAAUCCCAUUCAUGACGCCUAGCGUUCUCUGGAGAUUUUAAAAAGGUUUCUGUCCCAAAAUGUAAAGGCUAUUGUGUCAUUGUUCCUCAACAAAAUGGCCACCAAAACAUUUUUGCUUGUUUGCCCUCAGAGAGAGGUUGUCUUGAUGAUUUUACAGUACUGAAGAAAUUUAGUGGCAGGGUGUCAUUGUUGCUCUCUCUUGUCUGUUUAAUAAGAAAGGAGAAUAUUGACAUUGUCUCAAUGAUAAGGUGAAUUUAUAUACUUUUGAUCCACUCUCUCGGUCUGCCCCUUUUACUGUCUCAUAUCUCAUGUCUUAUUUUUAGCCAUUUUUUUGUUGUUAUUUUAGGGUUGGAGUUGGUCUUGCCCUGUUCGAUUCUAAAAAUCCUGGAAACCGCUUCUAGGCUCCCAUCUGGUUCUCUGUACAAACAUUUAGCUUCUGUAUUCAUUCAGACUGAGAAACAUUGAACACGCUCAAAGGACCUCUUGUUCAUGGUGGUCACAUCUUAACCAAUUACUUUUCCUCUUCUAGGUCUGUGCAUUGUGUUAUCUUACAGUGUGUAUUUUACAUACUGUUUUCAAUCAUAGUGAGCAUAUGACAAGCACCCUUUUUUUUCUCAAGUGUAUGAUUAUAGAGAACAAAUUGACAAAUUGCUUCUUUUUUUUCUCAAGCUCUUCUCAAGUGAUAAACUGUUUUAUUUGUCCCACAUUUUUAGUUGACACAGGAGUGUAUGUUUGUGCUUUUGUGACAAAAGGCUUCUAAAUAAACUAUUUUGAUAAAGCAAAA